GACAUUCGUCUUCCCAUCGCACACUUCUUCCUCUCAUCACUCCUGCAUUUCCAUCAGUCACCAACGCUACCAUCAUGAGUCCCCCUCUGCCAUCUCUGACCGCUACCUGGCGCAAUGACACCUAUGCCGCCAUUUCCCCCUCCCGCCCCGAGCUGAGCGCCGCCGGCAAAACCGUCAUUAUUGCAGGGGCCGGCAGCGGAAUUGGUCGUGCAACAGCUCUGGCCUUUGCUCAGGCCGGGGCGAGCCACAUCGCUCUCCUCGGUCGGACCGAGGCAACGUUGCUCGAGACACAGCGGACUCUCUCGGCCACCUCCAAAAGCUCCGUUCAUGUGGUCAGCGUCACGGAUGAGGCGGCCCUACGCGAGGUGGCCUCCACCAUCGGCACCUGGGAUAUAUUGGUGCUCAGCGCGGGCCACAUCGCUGACCCGGCGCCCAUUGCCGACACCCCAGUGGAUAACUGGUGGCAGUCGUUCGAAACUAACGUCAAGGGUACCAUGCUUUCUAGCAAAGUCUUCAUCCCCACGGCCAACCCUACCCACGCGGCCAUCAUCACCACCAGCGCCGCGGUGGUCCUGCCCCCGACCAUGCUGGUGGGCUUGUCCGCCUACCAUUGUUCCAAGCUCGCCGUAGUCAAGCUGACAGAGCACCUCGCGGCCGAGAACAAGAACAUCUUCGUCGCCUCCCUGCACCCGGGGAUGGUCGAAACUGAGAUUUUCAGCAAGAGCGGUGCUAAGGCAGAGCAGUUGCCCAUGGAUACAGUCCAACUUCCGGCCCACUUCACCGUGUGGCUGACCAGCCCCGAUGCCGCCUUCCUCAAGGGACGCCAGGUUUGGGCCAACUGGGAUGUGGAGGAAUUGAAGGCGAAGGCAGCCGAGAUCCAGGCGGGACUGCAGCUGACUGCGACCAUCGACGGGUGGCCGUUCCCGAACGUGUAGACAGGGGAAGAACGAAUCCGCUGCGGUCGCAUAUCCUGUUCUAUUCUGGUUGUAUCUUUUUUUCAAUUGUAUGUGCAAACCAUAAGCUAGAUAGCCACCCCCGCCCCCGCCCCCACUUGUUCUCCCAACUCAUUGGACUUUCAUAUAUCCACCUGCUCCUAAUUGACUAUACCCU
Messenger RNA from Aspergillus homomorphus CBS 101889, 1110 nucleotides. Its product is annotated as SDR family NAD(P)-dependent oxidoreductase. Gene Ontology annotation, cellular component: cytosol. Bases 75 to 935 code for a protein of 286 amino acids. The record is from RefSeq and is a predicted model, not a curated record. The transcript is spliced from 4 exons. Gene Ontology annotation, molecular function: oxidoreductase activity. Lineage: Eukaryota; Fungi; Ascomycota; Eurotiomycetes; Eurotiales; Aspergillaceae.